AUGGCUCAUACCGAAGUUCACUCGUCCCCAUUUCAGGCCAGGAAUAGCCCCAGAUUCAGGAGAAAUGACGAUAGUCCAUCAAGGCAACUUCAAUUUGAACUUCAGCGUGCCUUCAGUCAAAUUGAUCUCCAGGAAGAUGAACGGCAGAGGCUCCAUGCUUAUCAACGAAGACAACAUCAGGAGGAGCUUAAUGCGAGAGAACUUGCUCAAGCAGAGGUCCAUCGAGCAGAAUUGAAAGUAGCAAACGCUCAACAUGAGAUUGUGCGGCGGCAAGCCGAGGCUGCUCUCCAGGUGUAUAUCAAGCAAGAGGAGGAGGAGCGCCAAAGGCGGGAGGAAGAACGGAAACGGUUAGAAGAAGAGGAGAAAAGAAAGCGCGAAGAAGAGCUGGCACGAAGGAGAGCUGAGCAAGAGCGCAAGGCCCGUGAGGAAAAGGAACGUCGAGAGAAGGAAGAGCGGGCCAGAGCUGAAGCUGAACGAUUGGCCAUCUACGAAAAGCAAAAGGCCGCGGCAGAAGAAAGGCAACGGAAGGAAAGAGAAGCUGAGGAACUGAGGCAACGAGAAGAGAAGGCGAAGGCAGAUCAAGAAGCUGCUCUCAGGCAACAAGAAGCCGAGAAAGCCGCCGUGGCCGCCAAAGUUCCCAUCUCAACCUCGACAAGGCCGAGUCGACAAUCCACAGACGCGGCCCCGAGCUGGUCGUCAGAUCCAGAGGUACGACACAUGCAGUAUCUUGUACUCCACCGAAAACUCAAGGAAUUCCGAGGAGACUUCUGGGAAAAGGCCAAGAAGGAUCCCACCUUGAAACCACAGGUAGGCGACAUGAGACGAGCGAUGCGGACGAGUGUCGGGCAGUUAACCGAUGACAAAGCUGGCAACAAAAAGGCCCACGAACGAGUAAGAUCCACCCUACAGAGAGCACUCAGGGAAAUCCCUUCUCCACCAGUUUCCGUUAGCGAAUAUCUUCCUCCACACCUCUCGCUCCUGGACAAGGAGACGACCACCGUUCCAUCCUUGGUUCUAUACCUCCUCUCUGUGUUCAGCAAAGCCGUCAUAAAUGCAUUCGUUGGGGAAUGCGCCGUUAAUACGAAAGCCGCUGAACCCAUUGGUACACUUGUGGCACAAAUCUUUUCGAUGCCGGAACUGCAGUUUCCCCGAAAUGUCCCGUCCGUCAACUCUGGUCUUCAUUACGACAAAUUUGGUGGAACAGCACCUACUCCCCCUAUGAAACCGGCAAGUGUUUCUCUUAUCUCAGUACUAAUGUGUAAAUUCCACGCCACCGCCCCUAUUCUCUUUGGCGUAUACGGUCCAGAAUCCACGUCUGCCGGGAAACUUCGUCUGGGUUGGCGGCUGGAUAAGAUAUCGGAUGACAAGAAAGCUUUUGUCACGGAGAACAAGCAUUACGACCGGUUGACAGGGUUAGGGGCGGGAUAUGCGUCUAUUGCUUUACGGAACUUUUCAAUGGCAAAAGCCAAAAAUCCCUGGCCGCCGGUGAAUUAUUGGUCAAGCCUUGCCCACAUCACCAACACACCCCCUACGGAAGUUCAGACCAGUCAUCUGAUCUUGCUCAAGUCGAUGUUGGAGAACAACGCCAUGGAUCGAUUUGUUCUUUUCUACGGUGUUGCUGGUAUUGCAGCAUUGCGGCAAGCGGCGAUUGAAUUUCCCAAAACACUCCCCAGACAAUUGCAAGAAAGGCCCGUGACCAAAGCACUGGCGUUGAUGAUUGAAGGAUGGAAGACUGAGAAGCAUUUCAUUCUUGAUUAG
Rhinocladiella mackenziei CBS 650.93 is the source of this 1758-nucleotide messenger RNA. RefSeq lists its product as uncharacterized. The coding region runs from base 1 to 1758 and encodes 585 amino acids. The transcript has 2 exons. The record is from RefSeq and is a predicted model, not a curated record. Gene Ontology annotation, biological process: poly(A)+ mRNA export from nucleus; regulation of translational initiation; regulation of translational termination. Gene Ontology annotation, molecular function: phospholipid binding; inositol hexakisphosphate binding; translation initiation factor binding. Lineage: Eukaryota; Fungi; Ascomycota; Eurotiomycetes; Chaetothyriales; Herpotrichiellaceae. Gene Ontology annotation, cellular component: nuclear pore cytoplasmic filaments; nuclear pore; cytoplasm.